Molecule: messenger RNA, 552 nt
Organism: Chelonus insularis
Lineage: Eukaryota; Metazoa; Arthropoda; Insecta; Hymenoptera; Braconidae
Product: putative gustatory receptor 28a
Exons: 4
Coding region: 1-552 (183 amino acids)
Biological process (GO): male courtship behavior; chemosensory behavior; sensory perception of taste
Cellular component (GO): membrane; axon; dendrite
Source: RefSeq, a predicted model, not a curated record
AUGAUAAUGUCGAGGCUCAUUUUCCUACGCCAAGCUCACCGAACUUUAUAUGAAAUUACAUACAGUAUAACUGAAUUUUACUCUUGGCCUAUUUUAUUUGCCAUCACCGGUUGUUGUACGAGACUAAUUUUGAGCUUAUAUUACCUGAUAAUGGUAAUAAUGUCUGUAAAAGCAGCAUCUGUAACGAGAUAUAUUCUAGCUUUUCUAUGGGUGAUUGUAUUUAUUUUUCCAAUUAUACCUCUAACUGGCUUCGUUACCAGAAUUAGCACCGAGAUUAAAAGAACUGGAGAUGUUGUAAAUAGAAUUAUGAAUAAGUAUUCGACACAAAUAAAAAUUCAUUAUGAGUUGGAACAAUUUUCUAUUGAAUUACUUCAUAGAAAAUUACGAUUCACAGCUUGUGGGUUAUUUUCAUUGGAUGGAGGUCUAGUAACAUCGAUGACUAGUACCAUGAUUACAUACAUGAUUAUCUUGGUGCAGUUCAAAGACUCCAUUUUAACAGUACCAACGCCAACAACUCCACCAACAUCGACUCACAAUAUGAUGUGUACUUAG